AUGCAAAACACAAGGAAACUGAGAGGCAGCUCUCUCACCACAAGAUCCAACUAUAAUGACAAUGAGCUAAGCAAAGGUAACAAAUUUAACAAAAUCAGAGAAACGGCCACCCAACCAUAUCCCACCUCUGCAAAAAAACCCAAAACACAUAUCGAAAAACAGAAAACUAGCAUAAUUCCAAUCAGCACUGGCAACACACUAACAGAAAUAAUAGAAACUACUUUUCCACAAGAAUUAAACGAUAAACCACACUCAGGAAUGAAAGAAAAAUAUGAUGACCAAACUUACCAAAGCACCAACCAGAACUAG
This is a messenger RNA of Acaulospora morrowiae, 309 nucleotides long. The record is from the annotation of a GenBank genome assembly. NCBI's taxonomy places the organism in Eukaryota, Fungi, Glomeromycota, Glomeromycetes, Diversisporales, Acaulosporaceae.